Messenger RNA from Gossypium raimondii (Peruvian cotton), 699 nucleotides. Its product is annotated as GDSL esterase/lipase At5g03610. The transcript is spliced from 4 exons. The record is from RefSeq and is a predicted model, not a curated record. Lineage: Eukaryota; Viridiplantae; Streptophyta; Magnoliopsida; Malvales; Malvaceae.
AUGGUUAAACUUCAUAUAUGGGUUUUUAUCAUCUUAAUUUAUUUAUUAGAUUUUGGUUAUGGUGAUGCGAUUGAAGUGCCGCCAUUGAACAUUAACCAAAAGGAUCUUAUGAAGCAUUUAUCAUUAGUAGAUAUCAAAAUUGCUUUGCCAGUUAUUUAUGUAUUCAGUGACUCUUUUGUUGACAAUGGAAACAACAAAGCAAUUUUGGGAAAUAAAGAUGCUAGUGGAGGAGGUUGUUUUCCAUUUGGAAUUGAUUUUGAUGGAAAACCUACUGGUCGAGUCACCAAUGGUAGAAUUGGAGUAGAUUUCAUUGCUACAGUGGCAGGUUUGCCAUACCCACCACCAAUUAUGGGUAUGUCUAAGAUAGAUGGAAAAACAAUUCGAACUGGAGUUAAUUAUGCAUUUGGAGCUUUUGAACUUCUCUCUUAGAAUGGACAUUUUUUGUUGCAAUCCACACUUCAUGUGAAACCUAGAUCUUAUGGAUUUAAGGAUGUGAACACUUCAUGUUGCAUUGAUAACAAUGGGACUAGAAUUCAAGUUUGUGCUCCAAAUAUUGCUCCAUAUAAAGAUAGAAAGAAUCGCGUGUUCUUCGACCCGUUCCACCCAAGUGAAACUAUGCAUUUCCUUUGGGCCAGGCAUUUCUUGAAGGACUCCUCCGUUUGUUCGCCUAUCAACUUGAUUCAAUUAAUGCAGGCAUAA